Messenger RNA from Nicrophorus vespilloides, 1136 nucleotides. Its product is annotated as venom protease-like. The record is from RefSeq and is a predicted model, not a curated record. The coding region runs from base 44 to 1108 and encodes 354 amino acids. Gene Ontology annotation, biological process: proteolysis. NCBI's taxonomy places the organism in Eukaryota, Metazoa, Arthropoda, Insecta, Coleoptera, Silphidae. Gene Ontology annotation, molecular function: serine-type endopeptidase activity. The transcript is spliced from 6 exons.
CGUAAUUCACUUCAUUUCUCAUUUUGCUUUACUACAAUCUUGAAUGUUCGCAGCACAACUGAGUUGGAAUAAUAAUGGUCAAGGUCCACUAAUGCGAAUUACUAAAGUAAGCUUAAAUAUGUUCCAUUUUUAUAAACUUAUCUUGUUGUUGAUAAUUGCAUCAAAAGUGUACAUGGAAACAAGAGAUGUCAAAUGCGAGAAUGCAACGAAGUUCUGCGAAAACAUUUGGUAUUGCAAGAACAAUUCGUAUCCGGAUAAAUACAAAGCAUGCGGUCACGACGGUUUGGUGGACAGGGUUUGCUGCGAUCCCGAAUACCCACCAACUAAAAUCAGGAAAUAUUGCGAUUCAAUGUAUAAGAAGAGGGUAAUAGAUGAGUACGGAAACAAAGAUGAAUCCUCCAUAAUCCGUUCGAGAUAUGACACUCCCAGCAUUGCUGUUUUAGGUCAUCGAAAUGAGUCUUCGACGAGUUGGGAAUGCAUUGGAACAUUGAUUAGUAACAAAUUCGUGUUAACUGCAGCUAAAUGUCUUAAUCAAAGCAUAAAUAUUGUUCGUUUCGCUGAUAGAGAUUUAAACAAAAAUGAUGAUAAUGCUAAUACUCAGGAAUAUGGAGUGCUAAGACAUAUCAUUCAUCCAAAAUAUAAAUAUCCUUUUGCAUACAACGACAUCGCAGUGAUCGAAUUGAAUGACACUGUUACAUUCACGUAUUACGUUAAAUCUAUUUGCGUUAAUGAUGUAGCGAAAAUAAGGGAACCACUGUGGGAUGAAGUAGGAUACAAAAAGUUUAAAUACACAAGAAUACAGGUGCUGAGGCUAAGUAGUCGCGCGUGCAAUCUCUACUUUGACAAUGAUAAGUUUGCUAAUCUCGUACCUUUCGGAUUAGAUCCAGAUACACAGAUUUGUGCUAGCUCCCCUUCGUACCAUGACACAUGCCAGUCGCAACUUGGAGCACAGUUGCAAACAUUCGAUUUUAAUUACAGAGGUGUUACAUUUCUUAUAGGAAUAACGACGAUUCCUAAACCGUGCAGCCACACCAACGAACCCGGUCUUUACACCAGAGUUUCCCAUUACGCUCCUUGGAUCGAAUCUAUUGUAUUUCCAGAUGAUUAACAAAAUAUUAAACAUUUUUUAAAUUGUA